AUUCUGGAAGCCCAGUGUUGUCAGCCACAACUACUGUGUCUUUGUCAUUAAGGGUCACUAACAAGACAUCAGCACCAAUGCCGACUGUCCACUUAGAGAAGAACAGAACACUGGACGUACCAUUAUUGAUUAUCCUUGUAGUAGCAGCUGUAAUAGUAUCUGUGGUGAUUGUAGUGUCGAUCACAUUGUGUAUUAUGAAAUGUAGCAGUGGUCAGUCUCGCUCUGCCAAGAGCACUAGGAAAGGUGUUAAUAGGUCAGCUAUAUGUAACAGAAUUGAUCAACCUUUACCGUGUCAGAGCAGCAGUAUUCCUGGUACCCCAGUGAGGUACUCUUCUGAGAUGAAUAAUAGAAACAUGCCAUUUGUGGAAUGUAAGGAAGAUUUCUACCCGCUGUAUGAAUCUCAGAUUGAUUGGUCGAACGUGGGUACCCUGGAGAAGAGUCCACCCACCACAAUAUUGUUACCAACUCGAAUCAAAAGAUAAUAGGUAAACCACAGCACCAAAUGACCAAAUUCAUUCUCCAUUACUUAAUUCUCUUAUUUUGUCAACACUUCUUCCAUCAUUCCUGCAACACUUUUCACCAAAUUGCCUAAUUAACUUGUUUUAAUCAUUUAUUUUUUAUUUAUAUUCUUUUUUUUUUCAAUUUUUUACCUUAAUGAUUCAUUUUUCUUCCAAUUAUUUUUUCUGUUUAUUUUUUAAAUAUUUUUUACACAAAAAAUUAUACAAGAGGAAUUUCCUUGGAUGCUCUCAGGUUAUUUGGCUUAGAAAAACCAUUCCAGAAUCUCCACAGAAAUUGAAAAAUUUGCAUAAAUGGGAUAAAGAGAGAUUGCUUCCUGUAUUGGUGUGUGUGUGAGUGUGUGUGUUUGUGUGUGUGUAUUUGUGCAUGCAUGUGUGUGUUAAUGUAUAUGAAUAUAUAUGUAUAAUA
Molecule: messenger RNA, 924 nt
Organism: Octopus sinensis (East Asian common octopus)
Lineage: Eukaryota; Metazoa; Mollusca; Cephalopoda; Octopoda; Octopodidae
Exons: 2
Coding region: 78-482 (134 amino acids)
Source: RefSeq, a predicted model, not a curated record